Molecule: messenger RNA, 726 nt
Organism: Talaromyces proteolyticus
Lineage: Eukaryota; Fungi; Ascomycota; Eurotiomycetes; Eurotiales; Trichocomaceae
Product: Isochorismatase-like protein
Exons: 4
Coding region: 1-726 (241 amino acids)
Source: RefSeq, a predicted model, not a curated record
AUGAAGUGCUUUUUGUCUGUGGUAGCAUUAGUUGGUGCUUUGAGUAGCCUGGCUGCUGCUGAUAAAGGGGUGGCAUGGGAGCGCUUGAACCUCAACGACUCUCUCCUCUUGGUUGUGGAUAUGCAGGUUGGUCUUUACCAAAUUGCUCGUGACUGGGACCCUACGUUGUAUCGGGACAACAUGCUUGCACAUGCAGCACUUGGAAAAGUCUUUGACAUGCCUGUCAUCAUGACAACUUCAGCUCAAUCUGGACCUAAUGGACCGCUGCCCAAGGAGAUCCUGGAGAUGUACCCUAAUGCUACUCUCAUUCAGCGUAACGGUGAAGUCGAUGCCUGGGAUAAUUCUGAGUUCCGCGCAGCCGUCCAGGCUACCCAUAAGAAGCAGAUUAUCUUGGCUGGUAUUACAACAGAUGUUUGUACCACCUUCCUUGCCCUGUCCCUGCGUGCGGAUGGAUACUCAGUCUGGGCGAAUAUUGAAGCUUCUGGUACCACGUCCCCAUUGGUUCGGGAUGCUUCCAACCUUCGCAUGCAAGCCGCAGGUGUCAAUAUGGUGUCCCUCUUUUCUAUUGUCUGCGAUCUGAUGCGUGACUGGAGAAACACUCCUGGCUCAUUGCAGCUUCUCCCAUGGCUGGACAAGUACCUGCCUGCCUAUGGCUACCUUGCUAGGCACCACUUGGCUGCCAUUGAGAAUGGCACUGUUGUUGCUGGAGAAGCUGGCUUAGUUUAA